AUGCACUUCACAGGCUCCUCCCUGUCUCCUUGCUUUGACUUUCCCACCUCCUGCAGGCUGUCAUCCUCUGUUGGCAUUUGCAUAUUGCAAGGGAAUAAAACCUCAGUUCUCUCAGGAGUGAACCAGAGUGUUAUGGGAAGUGAGCACUCGAAGAACGAGGAGCGAAGGAACAUGGUUUUCCUCAGGAAAGGCCCGAAGCUGCCUGCAUGGGAAGAUGCCCUUCUGGCAGGGAGAGAGCCCAAGUCACUGCUGAAGAGGGGAUUGCGUUAUGUCAGCUUGAGCCUCAUCAUGAAAGGGAUGACCACCACACCUGACUUCUUGUGGGGACUGCAUGAGGUGCAGAAGCUGAACCUCUCACGCAACCAGCUGGUGGUGAUUCCUCCUUCCCUGGGGAAGCUGGACAGGCUGGUAGUGCUGAACUUGGGUGGCAACUGCCUCAAGUGCCUGCCUAAGGAGAUCGGGCUGCUGAGGAACCUGAAGGUCUUGUUCGUCAAUAUGAAUUGCCUGAAAGAAGUGCCAGCAGAGCUCAGCUUGUGCAGGAAACUGGAGGUUCUGAGCCUCUCACACAACUGCAUCUCACAACUGCCUUUGAGCUUCACUGACCUGACAAAUUUGAGGAAACUGAACCUCAGUAACAACCGCUUUGUGCAAAUUCCCCUCUGCAUUUUUGCCCUGAGAAGCUUGGACUUCUUGCACCUCGGGUCCAACAAGCUGGAAAACAUCGCAGAGAGCAUCCAGUAUCUGGUCAACCUGCAGAUCUUUAUCGUGGAAAACAACAACAUACGCAGCCUGCCGCGCUCCCUGUGCUACAUCAGCACUCUGGAGUUGCUGAACGCCGACUACAACGCCAUCCAGACGCUCCCAGAUGACCUGUACCUGCUGCGCCGGCUGCGCCGCAUCGCCUGGAACCCCAUGGACAAAGGGCUCCACAUCGCCCACAACCCCCUGGCCCGGCCCCUGCCCGAGGUCGUCGAGGGGGGCCUGGAUGUCCUCUUCAACUACCUCAGGGACAAAAAGGAGCACAACUGA
Molecule: messenger RNA, 1029 nt
Organism: Zonotrichia leucophrys gambelii
Lineage: Eukaryota; Metazoa; Chordata; Aves; Passeriformes; Passerellidae
Gene: LRRC30
Product: leucine rich repeat containing 30
Exons: 1
Coding region: 1-1029 (342 amino acids)
Molecular function (GO): protein binding
Source: RefSeq, a predicted model, not a curated record